AUGCUAGUAGACUACCCAAGUAGUCUAGGCAAUUACAUCGCUGAUCCAGAUGGCAAUGUUUUACUUGAUGUAUUUGCUCAAAUAGCUUCAAUUCCUCUCGGUUACAACAAUCCCGCUCUGGCCGAAAUAGCAAAGUCUCCUGAAAUGGUGAAUGCUAUUAUCAACCGCCCAGCUCUGGGUAACUUUCCUCCAAAAGACUGGGCCGAGACUCUACGCGCAGGCCUUCUCAGAGCCGCGCCAAAAGGCCUAGAUCAGGUGUUUACUGCGAUGAGCGGCUCCGAUGCCAACGAAACUGCAUACAAGGCAGCUUUUAUGUGGCGCCGCCAGCAGGAGCGUGGUGGUUACAAUGUGGACUUUACUGAGGAGGAGAUCCAGUCUGUCAUGAACAAUCAAGCUCCAGGAGCCUCACAAUUGUCCAUUCUCUCCUUCAAGUCAGGAUUCCACGGUCGUCUAUUCGGAUCUUUGUCUACUACACGCUCAAAGCCCAUUCACAAACUUGAUAUUCCUGCUUUCGAUUGGCCUCAAGCAACGUUCCCUCAAUUGAAAUACCCUCUUGAGGAGCAUGCAGCCGAAAAUGCAGCAGCAGAGAAGGCUGCACUGGAAGAAGUCGAGCACCUAAUCCUCAACUACCAUGUACCGCCCGCAGCCGUUGUGGUUGAGCCCAUCCAAUCAGAAGGUGGCGACAAUCAUGCUUCGCCGGCCUUCUUCCGUGGCCUCCGUGAGAUCACCAAGAAGCACAAUGUACUUCUUAUCGUUGACGAGGUACAAACUGGUGUCGGCGCUACAGGUGAAUUCUGGGCGCACAGCCACUGGAAGCUCGAUUCUCCGCCUGAUAUUGUCACUUUCAGCAAGAAGGCUCAAGCAGCUGGCUUCUACUAUACAAACCCAGAGCUACGCCCCAACAAGCCUUAUCGUCAAUUCAAUACCUGGAUGGGGGACCCGGUUCGUGCCAUUCUCUUCAAGGGCAUCAUUGGCGAGAUUGAGCGUCUGAACUUGGUUGAGAGCACUGCUCGUGUUGGAAACUAUCUGUUCUCCGAAUUAGAGAAGUUGGCGGCCAAAUACCCUGGUCAAUUCGACAAUCUUCGUGGUAAAGGCCAGGGCACAUUCAUUGCCUUCGAUACUCCGAAGCGUGAUGCACUGCUCAAGCAGGCUAAGAGUUUGGGUGUCAAUAUUGGCGGCUCAGGAGAGCGCACUGUUCGGUUGCGUCCUAUGUUGAUCUUCCAAGAGCAUCAUGCAGAUAUCCUACUCGAAGUAUUGGAGAAGAUUGCUUCAGCAUAG
This is a messenger RNA of Phaeoacremonium minimum UCRPA7, 1278 nucleotides long. RefSeq names its product putative 4-aminobutyrate aminotransferase protein. The transcript is spliced from 2 exons. Gene Ontology annotation, molecular function: pyridoxal phosphate binding. Lineage: Eukaryota; Fungi; Ascomycota; Sordariomycetes; Togniniales; Togniniaceae. Gene Ontology annotation, cellular component: mitochondrion. The record is from RefSeq and is a predicted model, not a curated record. Gene Ontology annotation, biological process: GABA catabolic process. The coding region runs from base 1 to 1278 and encodes 425 amino acids.